Messenger RNA from Nycticebus coucang (slow loris), 5107 nucleotides. It is a transcript of the gene CAPN3, whose product is annotated as calpain 3. The record is from RefSeq and is a predicted model, not a curated record. Gene Ontology annotation, cellular component: cytoplasm. Gene Ontology annotation, biological process: negative regulation of apoptotic process; proteolysis. Gene Ontology annotation, molecular function: calcium-dependent cysteine-type endopeptidase activity; calcium ion binding. The coding region runs from base 2080 to 4545 and encodes 821 amino acids. NCBI's taxonomy places the organism in Eukaryota, Metazoa, Chordata, Mammalia, Primates, Lorisidae. The transcript has 24 exons.
UCUAUGCUUAACCGUGAGGGUAGAAUGGGAACCCAGUCCCACUUUCACCAUCUUCUGGGCAAACAGGAAAUUAAAUACACAGAAACAAAACAUGAGUCAAGGUGGUAUAGAGCACUGGGCUAGGACUCAAACUUUGCUGUCUGUGCCAUGGGUGAGUUUGAGGAUGGAAUUCCAUCUUUUUAGAAUCUCUUUGAGUGCAGGCAGAUAGGCAGGCCUCUGACUGGAAGCCACAUGAGCCUGGGCAGCUUACACCUAUCCCCGUGCUCAUGGAAGAUAUUCAGUAAGUGCUCAUAGUGAAUGCUUAUUCAUAUCGGUGAGUGAAUGUAUCAUUCAGCCUCUUCUAUAAAUUAAUUUAAUCCUUACAACAAUCCAAUAACUGAAUGACUGUCAUUGUACCCAUUUCAUAGGUGAGAAAACUGAGACAGAAAGAAAGGAAGUUUCUAAACUAAAGUUAUACAAACACAGCCAGGAAGUGGCCAACCUACACUUGGAACUGAGCUGGUCAGCUUCCAGAGACUGCUCUCCUCUAUCCUGCCACUCCAAGACUAGUACAAGUCUGUGGGGAUUUUCUUGGAGGGACAGAAGUCCAAGACGAUGGUCCCUGCAAGCCCAGACACAGGGUUCUUCAAAGCGGCAACCCCAGAAAUUGUGAGCCUUGUGGUGCUCCCUGUGUCACUGUCACUGCCCACCUUCUCCCAUAGCCUCUAAUCUUAGAUUGUUGAGACUGGUCACACAAGAACAGGCAUGGCUGCAGUCUGAGACACGCUGCUGCUCGGCCACCUUUGAGAUGCAAGAUCUUCUUACAGCCCAGGGAGCAGAUACCGUGGUAGGAGACAAGGUGGGGGUCAGGCUGGCAGUUCCCUUCCUCAGAGCCACUGAUGCUCUCAUCUAAGAGCCUGAGACCAACACCUUGACAGCCAACCUGCUUCGGUAUCCAAUUCCAACCUGUCUCAGAUGCCUAAUAUGGCAUUGACUGUGUGAACAGUCAGCAUGUAACCUGGAUGGUGAGCCCUCACUUAACAUCAUCAGUAUGUCCUCGGAAACCGUAACUUGAAGCAAAACGACCUACUGGAUGCUGUAGGAACUUAACUCUUGUUUAUGUAAAUUAACCAGCAGUAAGAUUGGUUUCAUUCUACUGUGUGUCACGUUGUUUAAAGUAGCAGUUUCCAAGAGCCUAUCUACCAAGGAUGUUAGUGAAGACUUAGUGUAGUCAGGUGCCCUUUGUGUAGCAGAUUUGGUUGUAGUGUUUAUUCUGGGGGUGGGGAGAGGCUAGGUCAAGUGGGCAAGAAGAGACGGUGAUUCUCUCCACUGAGGAUUCUGCUGAGUGCCAUUUUCCACCAGACAUUUCCACUGACUGCUGCUGACACCAGAACACCUAGAAAAGAUGCUGAAUCCAUUACCGAAUGAUGUUCUGAUAUCCUACAGUUUUAGAAGGCAAACAUGUUCUCUAAAAGGCACAGAAUAUUCCCCUAGAAUAUUCACCCUAGCUAGCUUUUUUUCGAUAUUGUUUUCCAUUAAUUUUGUGGUGAAUAGUUUGAUAGUCUACAUAGCUGCUUAUUCAAGAGUUCAUAGCAGUUCAUGGCUAAUUUUUAGUGUGCACCUUACUCAGAUACUCCCCUUGCUUUUCCUGACUACACCAGCACUUUGUGGCAACACAGAAUGUCCCUGGCCACGUCCUCCUCCCUCUGCCAUGCAGUCUGUCUUGCUGUCAUACUCACGAUCUUUCUUCACAUCUAUUUUUAGUUUUCCUGGCUCAAGCUUCUUCAGGCCACUGAAACACAACCCUCACUUUCUCUCUCUCUGGCAUUCAAGCUGCUGGUAGGAGCCCCCCAAGUAAAAGUUGCUUUAGAAACCCUUUAGUGCUCCUUCCUCAGGAAAACGUAUCACAACUCAGUUUUCAAGCUGGAUAUGAGCUGGACGACCUUCUGAUGGGCUUUAGACUUUGAAUUGAAUGUGGACAUUUUUCUCUCAGAUGACAGAAUCCCUCCAACUUCCUCUUUGCAGUUGCUUCCUUUCCUUGAAGGUAGCCGUAUCUUGUUUUCUGUAAAGAAAAACGUUUUCCUUCCAAAGUUGCCUGCCAUGCCAACUGUCAUUAGUGCGUCUGUGGCCCCACGGACAGGGGCUGAGCCCAGGUCCCCAGGGCCCGUUCCUCAGCCAGCCCAGAGCAAGACCAUCGAGGCUGGGGGCGGAAACCCAAGUGGCAUCUAUUCAGCCAUCAUCAGCCGCAAUUUUCCUAUAAUUGGAGUGAAAGAAAAGACUUAUGAGCAGCUUCACAAGAAAUGUCUAGAAAAGAAAGUUCUUUAUGUGGACCCUGAGUUCCCACCGGAUGAGACCUCUCUCUUUUAUAGCCAGAAGUUCCCAAUCCAGUUCGUCUGGAAGAGACCUCCGGAAAUUUGCGAGAAUCCCCGAUUUAUCAUUGGUGGAGCCAACAGAACCGACAUCUGUCAAGGAGAACUAGGGGACUGCUGGUUUCUCGCAGCCAUCGCCUGCCUGACCCUGAACAAGCGGCUCCUUUUCCGGGUCAUACCCCAUGAUCAAAGUUUUGUGGAAAACUAUGCAGGGAUCUUCCACUUCCAGUUCUGGCGCUACGGAGACUGGGUGGACGUGGUUAUUGAUGACUGUUUGCCAACGUACAACAAUCAACUGGUUUUCACCAAAUCCAACCACCGCAAUGAGUUCUGGAGUGCUCUGCUGGAGAAGGCUUAUGCUAAGCUCCAUGGUUCCUAUGAAGCUCUGAAAGGUGGGAAUACCACAGAGGCCAUGGAAGACUUCACAGGAGGGGUGACAGAGUUUUUUGAAAUCAGAGAUGCCCCCAGAGAAAUGUACAAGAUCAUGAAGAAAGCCAUCGAGAGAGGCUCCCUCAUGGGCUGCUCCAUUGAUGAUGGCACGAACAUGACCUAUGGAACCUCUCCUUCUGGUCUGAACAUGGGGGAGUUGAUUGCACGGAUGGUGAGGAAUAUGGAUAACUCGCUGCUCAGGGACUCAGACCUCGACCCCAGAGGCUCAGAUGACAGACCGACCCGGACAAUUGUUCCGAUUCAGUAUGAGACCAGAAUGGCCUGUGGGCUGGUGAAAGGUCAUGCCUACUCGGUCACUGGGCUGGAAGAGGCCCAAUUCAAAGGUGAGAAAGUAAAGCUGGUGCGGCUGCGGAACCCCUGGGGCCAGGUGGAGUGGAACGGCUCUUGGAGUGAUGGUUGGAAGGACUGGAGCUUUGUGGACAAAGAUGAGAAGGCCCGUCUGCAGCACCAGGUCACUGAGGAUGGAGAGUUCUGGAUGUCAUAUGAUGAUUUCAUCUACCAUUUCACAAAGCUGGAGAUCUGCAACCUCACAGCCGAUGCCCUGGAGUCUGACAAACUCCAGACCUGGACAGUGUCAGUGAACGAAGGCCGCUGGGUGAGGGGCUGCUCUGCCGGAGGCUGCCGAAACUUCCCAGACACUUUCUGGACCAACCCACAGUACCGUCUGAAACUCCUGGAGGAGGACGACGACCCAGAUGACUCUGAGGUGAUCUGCAGCUUCCUGGUGGCCCUGAUGCAGAAGAACCGUCGGAAGGACCGGAAGCUGGGGGCCAACCUCUUCACCAUCGGCUUCGCCAUCUAUGAGGUUCCCAAAGAGAUGCACGGGAACAAGCAGCACCUGCAGAAGGACUUCUUCCUGUACAACGCCUCCAAGGCCAGGAGCAAGACCUACAUCAACAUGCGAGAGGUGUCCCAGCGCUUCCGCCUGCCUCCCAGCGAGUACGUCAUCGUGCCCUCCACUUAUGAGCCCCACCAGGAGGGAGAGUUCAUCCUCCGGGUCUUCUCUGAAAAGAGGAACCUCUCUGAGGAAGCUGAAAACACAAUCUCUGUGGAUCGGCCAGUGAAAAAGAAAAAGCCCAAGCCCAUCAUCUUCGUUUCAGACAGAGCAAACAGCAACAAGGAGCUGGGUGUGGACCAGGAGUCAGAGGAGGGCAAAGACAAAACAAGCCCUGAUAAGCAAGAGAAAUCCCCACAGCCACAGCCUGGCAACACUGACCAGGAAAGUGAAGAGCAGCAGCAAUUUCGGAACAUUUUCAAGCAGAUAGCAGGCGACGACAUGGAGAUUUGUGCAGAUGAGCUCAAGAAUGUCCUUAACACAGUUGUGAACAAACAUAAGGACCUGAAGUCACAAGGGUUCACGCUGGAGUCCUGCCGUAGCAUGAUUGCUCUCAUGGAUACAGAUGGCUCUGGGAGGCUGAAUCUACAAGAAUUCUAUCACCUCUGGAAUAAGAUUAAGGCCUGGCAGAAAAUUUUCAAACACUAUGACACAGACCAGUCCGGCACCAUUAAUAGCUACGAGAUGCGAAACGCAGUCAAUGAUGCAGGAUUCCACCUCAACAGCCAGCUCUAUGACAUCAUCACCAUGCGCUACGCGGACAAGCACAUGAACAUUGACUUCGACAGUUUCAUCUGCUGCUUCAUCAGGCUGGAGGGCAUGUUCAGAGCUUUCAAUGCAUUUGACAAGGAUGGAGAUGGCAUCAUCAAACUCAAUGUUCUGGAGUGGCUACAGCUCACCAUGUAUGCCUGAACCAGGCUAGCCUCAUCCAAAGCCAUACAGGAUCACUCAGGAUUUCAAGUUCACCCAAUACAGCUGGAAGCACUUACCUCAAAGGACCCAGAGGACCCAGUAGCUGCUGCCCAGUUGGCUUCCAGGCUUCCACUUUGCUCCCUACUAGGCUUUGACCAUCAUGCCCAGCCUGUCCCUUCAGUAAAGCAAUGCAGUAGGGAGAACAACAUUGUUCCUUUGCCAUGUGAAGGAAAAGUGUCUGCUUCAGUGAGUUGUAACCCAAGAGGUCUGGGCUGAUCUGAGACAAAUGGUCCUGCUUCCCCUGCUCCAGGCUGUUUGCAGAAGCGUUUGCCAGUGGCACUCAGCACUUCUUUAUGCUGGAAGCCUCCACCACUCUUAUGCUCUCCCACCCAUGGGAUAGUAACUUCGUCUGCCUGAUUGUUUUAGGAGAGGCCUGCUUUGGGUAAACUAACUCAGUGGAAUAGGGCUGGAUAUUUUGGGUCAUCUCACGUGUAAGUCUGGCCACAAUCUGAAAAAAAAGAAAAAAAAAAACUGAUCUAAAUAAAGGCAUGUGGAUGGGUGA